Molecule: messenger RNA, 1827 nt
Organism: Tetranychus urticae (two-spotted spider mite)
Lineage: Eukaryota; Metazoa; Arthropoda; Arachnida; Trombidiformes; Tetranychidae
Product: mitochondrial ribosome-associated GTPase 2
Cellular component (GO): mitochondrion
Molecular function (GO): GTP binding; magnesium ion binding; GTPase activity
Source: RefSeq, a predicted model, not a curated record
AAAUGCCCGCCUUAAAUAUUUGUUUACUAAAUUUGUACAAGAUUUCAUGAUCUUCUCGAGUAAAGUCUGUUUUGUUUUAAAUAAUCAUUCUUUAUAAUAAAAUUAAUUUUUCUGUUUAAUGUCAUGUUUAAUUCAACUUUACAAGCUAUCCUGCCAAGGACUUAUCGUGUUUUGAUGCAAUCUAUUCGAUCAUAUAAGAAUAACAUUGAAAGUGAUUCUGAGAAGUGGAUUCGACUUGCUGCACAUUGGAGUGAUAAAGAUAAUAAAUUUGGAACCGAUUCUGAAUCUGAUGCCAUUAAAGGUUAUGAAAGUGGACGUUUAUCUACUUUUGAAGAUGAUGAAGGUAACCCUUUGUAUCCAACUGGACUAUUGACUAAUGCCAAACCAUUAAAGCCUCAUAAGUAUAGAUCUUCUCACACAAGGAAAAACAAAUUUGUUGAUACCAAGAAUGUGAAAUUCACAGCAGGCCAUGGAGGAUCUGGAGAAAUAUCGUUUUUGAGAUUAUUCAUGAAUCCCAUGGCAGGACCGGACGGUGGUGAUGGUGGAAAUGGUGGACACAUUAUACUAAAAGCUGAUGACCGAGUUAAAUCUUUGUCUGAUUUACAAUCAACUUAUCAUGGUAAUAACGGAGAAGAUGGAGCAAAUAAAGAUUUGACAGGAAAAUGUGGAAAACAUAUUAUCAUCGAUGUACCAGUAGGCACCUUAAUCAAAGAACAGAGUGGGAAGAUUUUAAUUGAAUUGGCAAAAGAUGGAGAAAUGUUCAUUGCUGCUCGAGGAGGUGCAGGUGGAAAAGGAAAUCAUUUCUUCCUAACCAAUGAGAAUAGGCAUCCUAGAGUAGCUGAAUAUGGAGGCCGAGGUGAAACUCGACAACUUAUAUUAGAGAUGAGAUGCUUUGCUCAUGCAGGUUUGAUUGGAUUUCCUAACGUUGGAAAAUCAACUUUACUCCGAGCUAUAUCUAGAGCUACACCAAUGGUUGCAGAUUAUCCUUUCACGACAUUAGUACCUCACAUUGGAGUUAUCGAAUACUCUGAUUAUGAACAAAUUGCUGUUGCCGAUUUACCUGGUCUUAUCGAAGGAGCUCACGAAAAUCAAGGUUUGGGUCAUGAUUUUCUGAAGCACGUCGAGAAGUGUGUUUGCUUGUUUUAUGUUAUAGAUAUCAGCUUACCAGAACCCUGGAAACAAUUAGAGGCCUUGAAAUACGAAUUAGAGCAAUAUAAAAUGGGAUUAUCUAAACGUCCACAUUGUAUUAUAGCAUCUAAAUACGAUUCUGAAGACUUGCUACACAAAUUGGAUGAGCUUAAAAGUUAUAUAGCAGAAAAUACAGUGAAAGAUGAAAUUCCAUUACCAGUAAUACCUGUGUCAGGAAAAUAUGGUUACAAUUUAACUGAAUUUCUUAAGCACUUAAGAGCCUUAUACGAUUUGUAUAACAAACCAGAACCCGACGAAGAAGGUUUUAAAUGGUAAUAAAUAGUAUAAAUAAUUUAUUAUAAUAUACAAAUAAAUACAUAAUUUGAGUAGAAAAUUUUAAAGUUUUCAAUUCGAAACGUAUUUAUAAUGAAUGGAUUAGACAUGAUAAAUUGAAGAUUCAUUUAAAUGAAUCAUCGUCGACAUAUUUUACAGUUACCAAGCAAUGUAUCGAAUGAUUGAGAAAGUAGGAAAAUGUUCGUAUUUUAUCAAAUCAAUGUAAAUAUAUAUUAUAAAUUAAUUCUAGAAAGUCAUUUACAUUUACAAGUUAUAUCAUUUGUACCUAAAAGUCACUGUAGAAAAUUUGUUGCUUACUUAUCAUAAUUUACUAAAAACCACCAUUAAAAUUAAGUAAAUAUUACA